UUUCUUGGGUCCCUGUGCACAGCUCUCUUUGUGGCAUAUGCAAUACAAGGGAAACCCCUUGUGCAGUGGGGAAGAGAGAUGAUGAAGGUUGUGCCAAUGGCUGAGGAAUACUGCAAGAAGACCAUUCGUCACAUGGCAGAAUAUCAGGAGCACUGGUUUUACUUUGAAGCCAAGUGGCAGUUUUAUCUGGAGGAGAGAGAAAUCAAUGAGGAAAAUCAGAAUCAACCUGUCUUUCCAGACAACUAUGACGCAGAGGAGAGAGAAAAGACAUACAGGCGAUGGAGCUCCGAAGGCCGAGGAGGAAGACGAGGCCAUGACGCCCCAAUGAUCGCGUACGACGCCCUGCUGGGCUGCGGUGGGGACUGGACAGAGCUCUGCAACCGCUCCAUGUUCCACGGAGGAGAAAGUGCAGCUACUGGGUCCAUCGCUGGCUGCCUCUACGGCUUGGUUUAUGGCCUGAGCAAGGUGCCCAAAGGCUUGUACCAGGAGCUGGAGCAAAGGGAGAGGCUUGAGUACUUGGGCGAGAAUCUUUACCGACUAUCCAUGGAGGAAAAGUAAAGCAGUUUCUGCCCUUUUCUCUUUCUAUAAAGACUAUAUUAAACCCUGUAGAUAAGUGACUGACACGUGUAGCGAAGGAAUUAGUGACUGUUAGUCUGAGAGGCUCUGUGUGCAUCACGUGGAAGUGAAGAGAGCUGAAUCAUUAGAUGGAUUAGACUGAUGAGAGUGAUUUGG
Molecule: messenger RNA, 732 nt
Organism: Acanthisitta chloris (rifleman)
Lineage: Eukaryota; Metazoa; Chordata; Aves; Passeriformes; Acanthisittidae
Gene: ADPRHL1
Product: ADP-ribosylhydrolase like 1
Exons: 4
Coding region: 79-558 (159 amino acids)
Source: RefSeq, a predicted model, not a curated record